AAAAGAAUCCCACUACUGUGAUUCUUCCUGAAGCUUAUAGAACGCAUUUUUAGAGGAUUUGUAUCAGUAAAAGUUCUCGAAAAUGGCUGCAAGCUUCUACCACCAAGACACCCCGUCAGAUAUAAAGAAUGCAAAGGUAUCCAUUCUACAUUGGCUUCCCACACGAGAUUCGACCAAUAAAUGACUCCAGAUCUAGGGGCUACACUUGAUAACCCUGAAUACGCCCAACGGGAAGAAGGUACAGAUUUUAUGUGAAGAGCUGCGAGCAAAAUAUGGCUUUCAAUGUACAUGAAACACAGCAGCAUACCGACAGCGUCGAAGGAUGAGACUGACACGACCAAAGUUACUUGCACCAUACUCGAUACCAAAACCAUGGCUCAAAAGAGUGACUGGUUCUUGACCAUGAGUCCCAAUGGUAAGAAAUUCUGCGUUUCACUAUACCAAGAGUGUUUUCAGAUCAGGAAGUAGAGGUAACAUGAUCUAGGUCGCAUCCCAAUUAUCGUGGACAACACCAAGAAAGAGCCAUUCGUUGUCAUGGAGUCAUCUGCCGAACUUGUUUACAUCCAGAAAGAAUAUGACCCCGAGAACGCUUUCGGGUUUGAAGAUUCGCUCGAGCAAUCGCAAAGUUUGCAAUGGCUUUUCUUUUGGCAUGGUGGUGUAAGAACCUCUGUUUGCUAAAACUCCAUGAUGAAAACAUGGUCCGUAUCGCGAGAGUGCUGAUCCGUCAUAGGGAGGGCCAAUCCAAGGUCAAUUGAGCUUUUUCGGAACCCAAGACCCCCAGGACAAAUGUAGGCUGUGGAGGCAAAGCUAGAAGACCAAGACUGAUGUAUAGAUGCAGUCGCGACCGAAAGAUUCUUGACCGAGACUAAGCGGAUAUAUGGCGUACUUGAACUCCACUUGUCUGGGAAGUACACCAAGGAGCUGCGCGAAUAUAUUGCUGGCAAGGGCAAAGGGAAGUAUUCGGUUGCUGACAUGGGGCUUUGGCGUAAGUUCAAAAUCGCAGUUCUUUCAUUUUGGAAGUAAGCUGAAAAGACCUCUUUAGCUUGGAUCAAUGGUUGGGGAUAUACUGGCCUCAUCACUCCAAAGGACAUGGAAGAGUUCCCACAUCUGAUGAAGUGGCUUGCGAGAAUUAGAGAGGUACUCAUAAAUUGCGUUCCAUUCUAGCGGGACAAUGCAUGCUGAUUCAUCUAGCGCACGGCGGUAAAGGAAGGCACGAACCAGAAAUACGCAUAA
Messenger RNA from Hymenoscyphus albidus, 1233 nucleotides. The record is from the annotation of a GenBank genome assembly. NCBI's taxonomy places the organism in Eukaryota, Fungi, Ascomycota, Leotiomycetes, Helotiales, Helotiaceae.